CGGGUUUCUCAUUUCCUGAGAGGAAACACUUUAUGUCUGACUGAAACCAACGCUUUGAAGCAGACCCUGUUCAGCUUCACCAACAGGAUGAGAAGAAGGGGGAAACAGUGAGUUACACCUUGAAGCAAGUAUCACAUCACAUCUCCCAGUCUGACAGCUUUGAGAACCCUAAUGACCCACUAAAUGGAGAGAAAUAAGAAAACCCUUCUGCCUCAAACUCUGCUGCUCACUCUGCAUCUGGUCUGUGCCUUCAGAACGGAGGGCUGUCCCCGCCAACAUGACAAUCUCACCUGCUACAAUGACUUCAAUCGUACCAUCACUUGUGUGUGGAACAGCACAGAUGUGUCUGACCUCGCAGGCACCAUGUGCACAAUACACGCCGAAAUGGUGUUUAAUGGAGAGAGAAGAAAAUACAGCAGUUCCUGUGACCUGGAGCCCAUUGACGUCUCCACACCAGCACUGAAGAAAUGCUCCCUGGUCUUCAAUAGAGAUCGCAGAUUUCAGUCCUUCCAUGUGUUGUCCUUUAAUCUGAGCUGUAACCCUGCGGGGCCAGGUUUGAACAUGGACUACAAGCCAUCUUGUCACAUAAAGCUGAAUCCUCCAGAAAAACCAGAAAUCAACUUUACCACCAUUUCCUGGAUACCCAUAGUUACCAGGAAUACAUUUUUUGAAUCUUUCACUUCCCAACUGCAGUGGAAACGAGAGGAUCAGCCAUGGAGUGAUGCUAUCGAAAUGGAUCAGCAAUGUAAUAAGGAAUGCAAGGCUGAGCUAGACGAAGACGAGCUGAUCGAAGGGGAGACGUAUGAGGCACGUGUUAGAGUGCAUCCCGCUGACAAACGCUUUAAAUCAACCUGGAGUGACUGGAGCCCCACUGCAUCAUGGGUUUCACCCACAGGCAAAACCAAACCACAACCACCAGAUGUUUUCUGGAAUGGCUUGGGUAUGACUGUCAUAGGUGCAGCAGCAUUCACCUUGUUUCUGGCCAUCGUACUUUUUAAGACUGACAGAACCACCUGGAUUUACAUGGUAAAGAGGAUCAGAGGUCCACCCGUACCGAACCCAGCAAAAUCCUUCCUGCAGGAUGUAAAUUUCCAGAGCUGGCUGAGCCCUCACUUCACCAACGAAUUUCAGUCCUUCUUGAAACCAGUGGAAUUCGUCUCAGUUGAGUUAACCUGCAAUGUGGAUGGUGUUGCACCCUACGGACCAGAGAUGGCACUGCAAGAGAAGAUGAAAAGCAAAAGCAGCCACGAUUCAACCAAUCCCAGCUUCUCCAACCCCAGUUACACCGACGUGGAUCCUCCUCCUCCCAUCACCUCACUCACUGCAGGGAAUCUGGAGCCCUGCCCUGCUGAUACACCUUAUGGGCCUGUUGGUAGUCAAGGUGAAGCUAAAACCACAGAACAGGAUAGGAAUGUAGAAGGAAGAGGGAAAGAAAUGGAGAUCCUGCAGUUGCUUUCCAAAGGCAGCAGCAACAGGGAGAUGAUGCAAGUCAUUUUAGACUAUAAUAAGGUUGAGAAGCUCCAGGUUGAACACGGCAAGCUCCAGAGUCUAGAUUCAGGUGUGUGCAGCAGGGAAGAGGUCAGUCAAGAGAGCCUGGAGGCAGAUAGCAUCAAUGUGACUGAUAGUCAUGAUGAGGAGCCACAAGGCAAGGAGGAGAGGGAAAAAGAGAAUGGAAAAGAUGUAGAUUUUCGGAAGUUAUUUGGUAACAUCAGCGGUGGAGGUAUUUUUAGCAAAGGGUCCAUCCAGAUUUGUUCCGAUUAUGAACGAGUCCAGAAGCUGCAGACUGACAGCAAUGAGCUUCUUAGCCUGGAUUCAGGCGUUAGCAGCGGGGGUGAGGAGCAGGUGAGUCAAGAGGAGAGCUCGGAGGACAUUGACAAGUCCACUGAAUCUACAAGCUUCCUGUUUCCUCCUUCACUCUCUAGUGCUUUACCCUGCUCCCUGCCCUUUCUUGCACCACUGCCUUUCAGCUUCUCUGGGCCAGGUUUGAGUCCAGCUCAGCAACCAUGUCACAUGCUGGGGAGGAUUGCUCAAAUGUCAACGUCCAGGUCAGUGGAGCCCUCUGGAGAUGGAUAUAUGCCAGUGACACAGGAACAGAACUAAAAACAGACAGAAAUCUAAUUAAAGCUGCAAGCAGCUUUGAACGGGCCCUUUUUAGAAACGUAAAGACUUUUAACCCACAUGACCUUGUCAAAGUUUGAUUGAAAUGUAUACUGUCAAG
Molecule: messenger RNA, 2218 nt
Organism: Thunnus maccoyii (southern bluefin tuna)
Lineage: Eukaryota; Metazoa; Chordata; Actinopteri; Scombriformes; Scombridae
Exons: 10
Coding region: 184-2100 (638 amino acids)
Biological process (GO): immunoglobulin mediated immune response; cytokine-mediated signaling pathway
Cellular component (GO): membrane; external side of plasma membrane
Molecular function (GO): protein binding; cytokine receptor activity
Source: RefSeq, a predicted model, not a curated record